CAGUAUAUUCGCGGAAUAUCUUGCAAUUGAGACGGUAUAUUUUGGUAUAUUUCUGAGGGUCGUCACAAUUCAUGAACAAAAAGGAAGUUAAAACAGAUUUUCUAAUCUGUUUAAUCUAAAAAAGGAUACCAAUUAGAUGGCCAUACAAUGAGUCGCGAUGAUCACAUGAAAUGGUUUCACGCAAAUUUAUCUCGCGAGGCAGCUGACGAUCUGUUGAGACAAGGUUACGAGGAUGGUACAUUUCUGGUGAGGGAGAGCAGCACAGCAGCUGGCGAUUUUGUGCUGAGCAUACUCUGCCAGGAGGAGGUGUGCCAUUAUCAGGUUCGACGCCAUGGGGAGGAUGCCUUCUUCUCUAUCGAUGAUGAGAUGCAGACAAAGAUACUCCACGGGCUGGAGACUUUGGUGGACUACUAUCAGCAGGGGGCGAAUGGUCUGCCCACGAAGCUGACGGUUCCGCUGAUUCGUGAUCCGCCGCCGCACAACACACGCAGGCAUGGCAUGACCAAUCUACUGCACCGUGCCACCAGCAAGAACGAGAACAAAGUGGUCUUUGAGCUGCUCAAGUGUGGCUACCGCAACUUCGAUGCCAAGAAUCAGCAUGGACAGACGGCCCUCCAUCUGGCUGCGCUGCACUGUGAUGAGGACAUCCUGAAACUGUUGCUGGACGCGAAAGUACAGGUCAAUAGCUCAGACUCCUUCGGAUGCCAGCCGUUGCAUUAUGCUGCUCGGAACAAGCCGGCCAGUUUCAUACGCACCCUGAUCUCUGCCCAGGCCAAUGUCCAGGGCAGAAACUUAGAGAAUGGAUUCGUACCGCUGCACGAGGCAGCCAAGCACGGCAAUCUGGAGGCUGUCCGGGAACUGUUGCUGGCCGAAGCUCCCCCGCUGCCGCGCACCAGCUCUGGCGAGUUUCCCUUCGAUCUGGCCAAAGAAGCGGGACAAUCAACCGUCGAGCAAUUUCUGCUCAACUACAAGCUGCCGCCUGCAAGCACCACCAGAGAGCAGUGGUAUCAUGGAACGCAGACGAGAGAUGAGGCCGUGGCCACACUUACGCAAUAUGCCAAGGAACUGUUGGCCAAGCAGCCCGGUGUCGACACCUCUGGCUGUUUCCUUGUGCGCUAUUCCGAGUCCCCGGCGGCGUCUGGUUUGGUAUUGACCCUUCUCAGUGAUCAGGUGGUGAAAAACUUUCGCAUAUCGCAGGCUUAUCUCUACACGAACGGUGUCAAAGUGCAGUCUGAUGAGCAGAAAUUCGUGUUCAUCGAUGACGGUCCCUACUGGCCCAGCCUGGAGCAUCUGAUAGCCAACUUCAUGCGCUUCUCGUAUGGCCUGCCGGUUAGCCUUAAGUAUGCCGUGCCGCCCAAGCCGAAGCCGGAGGUUCCCUCAUUUGCCACCAUACCACGUUCUACCGUGAAGCACAGGACGACGCCCCCAGUGACGCCGCCUUCUCCUUCGACCAAUCAGCAUGUCCCCGCCUUGUCCAUCACGAAGAAGAAGCAAAAGGAGAACAGCAGCUUCGUAUUCAACACUCUGCGCCUGACGAACCCCAGAAAGGCUCUGUUCGACAUGAACAGCCUGCGCAAGAGCAAAUCCAAGAACAAACGAUCCGAGUCCGAGAGCAGUGUAAGCGGAUCGCUGGCCAAGACGGAGCGGGAGCAGGAACUCCAGGCAGCUGCUCCAAUGCUCAAAAGUCUAUCGUUCUCGACGGAGUUUUCCAACUUCAAUGUGGCUGCAGAUGGAACAGGAGCAGCAGCCGACGGAGAGCUGUACAAUGUCCCCAGGAACAAUACGCCAAUCGAGAUUGACUUGCCUCCAAUUGCCCAAAAGACUGAAGCAGAAGUUGAGUAUUUCACCAAGAGCGAUGUGGCCAUUGAGCGGGAGCGUGCCGGCCAGUGGAACGUCACUGGGUAUCAGCAUACCGUUGAUGUGGUCUGUAUGUUUGAUCAACCGAUCAAGACUCUGCCACCGGCGGCGACGCGCCUUAAUUCCCUCAUCUCUACCGGCUCCACUGAGAGCGAAAUGGCUGGCUACCUGCAACGGAAGUGCAGCGAAACUCCAACCACGCCCACUUCAGCCGCUUUGGAGGCGGCAAAGCUGAGAUUUUUCAUCGACAAAGAGAAUCUACUGGUGGAGAAUGAAAUCGGCCACGGGGAGUUCGGCUCUGUGCACCGGGGCUGGCUAGUGAAGAAAAGCAGUGAGGGCGGCGGUUCCAUGGAGUCGUCCCGCCAGGAGGUGGCCAUCAAAAUGCUGUGCGAUGAGCACAGCAACAAGCAGGAGUUUCUGCGCGAAGCCUCUGUGAUGAUGCGCCUGGAGCACAACUGUAUUGUGCGUCUCAUUGGCAUAUCGAAGGGGGAUACGCUGAUGAUGGUUCAGGAGCUGGCUCCCCUGGGCUCCAUGCUGCAGUACAUACUCGAUCACAGCGCAGAGAUCACGGCCAACACAGAGCUGAAGCUGUGGGCAUCUCAGAUUGCUUGCGGCAUGCAUUAUCUGGAAUCUCAGCAUUUUGUACACCGUGAUCUUGCUGCCAGGAAUAUUCUGCUGACCGCUCGCCAGCAGGCGAAGAUCAGUGAUUUUGGAAUGUCGCGCUCCCUGAGGCCCGGCAGCACUGAGUACCAGUUCACACAGGGGGGUCGGUGGCCGAUACGUUGGUACGCCCCGGAGAGCUUCAAUCUGGGCGUCUUCUCGCAUGCCAGUGACGUGUGGUCGUUCGGCGUGACAAUCUGGGAGAUGUUUGCUUUGGGAGCACCUCCCUACGGCGACAUCUCCAAUGUGGAUGCCAUCAAGCUGGUGGACAGUGGAGAGCGUUUGCCCCAGCCCGAUCUCUGUCCUGCCUAUAUCUAUGCAGCAAUGCUAAGCUGCUGGAAGGAGCAUCCCAAGGACCGACCAACCUUUGCCUAUCUAAUGGAGUUCUUCACCCGCGAUCCCGACUACCAAAACCUGCCCGAUUUGGUGCAAACCGUUCAUAUAUAGCUCGACUCCCCUCCCUGAGUGGACUCCACCUUCGUCCUUCUAUUUUAAAGUGCAAUUUUUUAAUGUUUUUAUCUUUUGUGUUUGGUCCUUUACUCUCAUAUUUAUUGGAGUAUUAUGAUUUAUCUAAUGGGGCUCGCAAACUGCGAUUGUUAUCCCCUUCUUUUCGUUUCCCCUGCACAAAGAGUAUUUCGCGAGUCCCGAUUUAUGUAUAUGCAUGUAUGUAUAAUCUGUAAUAAUCGUACAAAAAAUGUGUCAAUUGAAAGUGCCUUAAAAGAUUUAUAAAAUUAAUUUUUAUAUUAACAUUUACAAAUCAUUAUUUGGUUGGCACUGAUAUUGUUGCCACUAUUUAUUCACUCACACUCCACGAACCACAUGGUUUUUUGUUCAAUGAAUAAUAUGAAGAUAAUAUUGCAUUUAAUAUCGUUGAUGCUAAUUGCACACCUAUUACUAUUGUUUCAAUUGCCAUGCAGCGAUGCCAAGAGUAUCUCCAUUGUUCCAAACUACCAGGAGAUCGCAGGCAAAAACUCUUCCAGGAACUCCACCCACAAUGCACUCGACCAGAAGACAAACUCCACCAGCAGAAGGCCUCCAACUUCAUCCGAUGCCCGUUCUGCUACUGCUCCGGCACCCGUCGUCAGCAUUAAGCGAAUUAAGCGAGCCAGGACAGAUCUGCCAAAAUAUACAUUCACGUUCGAUCAGGCGCACUUGCCCUGCGACUAUGACGUUAGCGGAUCAUAUAAAUUUAUGGAUGAUUUUCCCAAAUACUGCAGAGAUUCGUAUGAGCAAAGAUUCAUGAGUGAGGCGGAAUAUCGCAUGUACAUGCUGUAUCAAACGGAAGGCUUCUUCUUUGGCCAGUACCAUGAGCGCAUGAUACGCUUCGAGAAAGAUGUCCACACUUUUGAUUACACGGACACGGGCUUUUAGGUAUUUAUAUGUGUUGCUGUUUGUAGCAAUUAAAUUAUCGGUUGACAGUG
Drosophila pseudoobscura is the source of this 3938-nucleotide messenger RNA. It is a transcript of the gene Shark, whose product is annotated as SH2 ankyrin repeat kinase. Gene Ontology annotation, molecular function: protein binding; ATP binding; protein tyrosine kinase activity. The record is from RefSeq and is a predicted model, not a curated record. Gene Ontology annotation, biological process: protein phosphorylation. The transcript has 6 exons. NCBI's taxonomy places the organism in Eukaryota, Metazoa, Arthropoda, Insecta, Diptera, Drosophilidae. Bases 148 to 2964 code for a protein of 938 amino acids.